Messenger RNA from Tripterygium wilfordii, 453 nucleotides. Its product is annotated as ubiquitin-conjugating enzyme E2-16 kDa-like. The transcript is spliced from 4 exons. Gene Ontology annotation, biological process: protein polyubiquitination. Bases 1 to 453 code for a protein of 150 amino acids. Gene Ontology annotation, cellular component: nucleus. Gene Ontology annotation, molecular function: ubiquitin conjugating enzyme activity. The record is from RefSeq and is a predicted model, not a curated record. Lineage: Eukaryota; Viridiplantae; Streptophyta; Magnoliopsida; Celastrales; Celastraceae.
AUGAAGUCUAUGCAGAGAGUGGCGAAAGAAUUGCAGGAUAUAAAGAAAGAGCCUAAUCCAGUCGCCAGUAUUGGACCAAAGGAUAGUCGUGGUAAUGACCUAAGCAUCUUGGAAGCCUGCCUUAUGGGUCCUGAUGGUAGUCCUUAUGCAGGGGGUGUAUUUAGAGUCUCGAUAACUAUACCCGAUAGAUAUCCAAUGAAGCCACCCAAGGUCAAGUUUGAAACAAAAAUUUACCACCCUAAUAUUGAUUCCAGGGGUAACAUUUGCCUCGACAUUCUUAAGGACAAAUGGACUCCUGCCCUUGGCAUAUCCACUCUGCUUUUGUCUAUAAGUUCACUGCUGAAUGAGCCCAACCCUAAUGAUCCAUUGGACCCCGCUAUUGGCAGACAGUACUUAAACGAUCGUGCCCAGUAUAUCAUGACUGCUCAGGAGUGGACCCGGGACAAUGCAUGA